GAGAGAGGUGCGUCGACAUCCAGGUGAAUCCAAGUAAUUAAAUUUGCAGGAUUUUAUCUUCUUUAAAUAUUUUUUUUUGUUGAAAUCUUCUUUUGCCCAUUUGCCAAUUUCUCCGUUUGGUUUGAAACUUCGAAAGGGUUCUUUUUUUCUUCGGGGGAAACACGGAAUUAGGGUUUAGGUUAUUUCGUUGGGGUAAAGAAGAAAGAAGGAAGGAAGGAAGAUGCAGCAGUCUCCGCAAAUGUUUCCGAUGGUUCCUUCCAUUCCUCCUACUAACAACAUCACUACCGAACAGAUCCAAAAGUACCUUGAUGAGAACAAGAAGCUGAUAAUGGCGAUCAUGGAAAAUCAGAAUCUCGGAAAACUUGCAGAAUGUGCCCAGUACCAAGCUCUUCUCCAGAAGAACUUGAUGUAUCUUGCUGCAAUUGCUGAUGCUCAACCCCCACCACCUACACCAGGAGCUGCACCAACAACAGCUAUGGCUGCUCAGAUGACAACACCGCAUCCUGGAAUGCAACCACCUGGCUACUUCAUGCAACAUCCACAAGCUUCAGGAAUGGGUCAACAAGCAUCACCGGCAGGGAUUUUCCCUCCAAGAGGUCCAUUACAGUUUGGUAGCCCACACCAGCUUCAAGAUCCGCAACAGCAUCAGAUACAUCAACAAGCUAUGCAGGGACACAUGGGGAUUAGACCAAUGGGUAUGAACAACAACGGGAUGCAGCAUGCGAUGCAACAACCAGAGACCAGUCUUGGAGGAAGCGUGGGGCUUAGAGGUGGCAAGCAAGAUGGAGCAGAUGGACAAGGAAAAGAUGAUGGCAAGUGAAAGGAUC
Molecule: messenger RNA, 827 nt
Organism: Camelina sativa (false flax)
Lineage: Eukaryota; Viridiplantae; Streptophyta; Magnoliopsida; Brassicales; Brassicaceae
Source: RefSeq, a predicted model, not a curated record